Molecule: messenger RNA, 5542 nt
Organism: Varroa destructor (honeybee mite)
Lineage: Eukaryota; Metazoa; Arthropoda; Arachnida; Mesostigmata; Varroidae
Product: MFS-type transporter SLC18B1-like
Biological process (GO): transmembrane transport
Molecular function (GO): transmembrane transporter activity
Source: RefSeq, a predicted model, not a curated record
UUCCUUCUGCUUUACGUUAUUUUGCCCUCGCUCUCGCAUACCGAUUUCGCUCAAUUUGAGAAGCAAAACCACAAGUUGGCUCACCCCUCAAACCGUAUCGACCAACGAUCAAGCUGAUUUGCACCGUGACAUAUACUGUGCUUCACUGUUGUUGACAUACGUAAAGAAGAGAAGCGCCUUUAUGGUAGGCAGAUGGUGAAGUGUUGAGAUUAGAGAAAACGAUGCACUUAUGCCCCGCGAAAACGUCAGGAUGCAAAUCCUCUUGCCAAUGCAAGAAGGGGCCGCCUUCGAGUUCGUUCGAGUGACAUCAUUCGAAGGCACAUGCGUAACUCACGAGUUGAUCUAGCUGAAUUAAGCGAAGUACGGAUGUGACAUUGAGUGCACCUGCAUCAUCGUUAAAUUUUACGCGCAAUAGGGCCAGCAACCCUUCAGCAAUGGGUGACAGUUCGUAACUCGGAUCCGUAUCAAAGGUGCGUGCAAAUAUGCGACAGUGAAUCCAAUUACGGAAGUGUUAAAAUGCUGCUUCGACAAGAUCAUGUAUAUGCCUUUUUUGAGGUUAACCUUUUUCUGGACAGUACUUACGCGUAGAGAGGCAUUUUCAUGUGAUGUCCAGCACCGAUGGGCUCCUAUCGCUUUGAUGCCAUACGCUAACCACUAAGCAUGCUGUUCAGAUGUCCAAAGGAUUGAAAUCGUGUAUCCUUCAAUUUUCUUUGUCUAAAUAAAUUGUCUUUGAAGGGAGUGAAAAGUAACCUCGCGGUACGAGAAUUGGUCCAGAACAACCGUAUAAACCAGGUCGUUUAAUACACACGAGGUACGGCUACAUACCCUCUGGACGAUUAUCAAGAUCUUAUAAUUAAAUGGAAAUGAAUGCCCGCGAGCGUCUUUAUGAACAUUCGUGGAAUCGCGGUGGACAUCGAACACAGGAACUAGUGGAGGGAAAAGGUGAAGAAGUGCCUCAGAGGUACAAUAACUGAGAAUGGCCGAUCUCAACCAAAUGGACAAUUACGGAGAGCUCCGUAAGCCCGGCACCCUCGGUAUCGUGUGGACAAGAAGACGCAGAAUCAUUCUUACAAUACUUGUCAUUGGAACGCUACUUGAAAGCUCGUGCUAUGCUCUGAUGGCUCCGUUCUUCCCUGAUGAGGCACAAAGCAAAGGAAACUCUGCGACACAAUUUGGCAUCGUCUUCGGAACCUAUCCAUUUGUUGGGUUUAUUUUCAGUCCUAUUUGUGGAAAACUGUUAUUAAUGAAAGUAAAACCAAAGACGAUGCUCAUCUGCGGAAUGCUAAUCGACGGGAUUUUUCUUAUUAUGAUGGGAAGUCUUCAGUACGUUAAUGAUUCGAAGUGGUUUUUCGCGCUUAGCGUUCUAAUUCGGUUUAUUGAAGCAAUUGGUUCUUUCGCAUCCAUCACAUGCUACUACGCUAUAGCCUCUUCUGAAUUUUCCGAAAAAGUGCACUUUUUCGUCCCAUUAAUUGAGACCAUUUUCGGCCUCGGGAUCAUAACUGGCCCAACGCUUGGAGGAAGCCUCUUCGAUCUUGGUGGAUACACCUUGCCUUUUGCGCUAUUUGGCACCUGCACAAUUCUGUUCGCCUUUAUUACGCUAGCGUUCUUGCCUGAACUAAAAUCGCAAGACAAAACACCCGAAAAAGGCCUCAAAGACCUGUACAUUCCACAGGUGAUUCUGAACUAUUUUAUGGUUGUGGUGUGCUUUAUUCUUAUCAGUUUCAAUGAGGCGACCUUGUCCAUCCAACUGGGAAAGUUUGGCCUAGGCGAGAGUGCGAAAGGAGCCUGUUUUAUCGUGCCUGGGGGCAUUUACGCAAUUUGCAGUAUCACAUGGGGCGCCUUCUGCCGCAGAGUGGCGGAUGGCAGGUAUUUUGUUCUCUUUGGCGGUGUAGUAGCGCUCUUUGGCCUGCUGAUCCUUGGUCCAGUACCGUGGUUAAAUUUCGAAGCUCAACUAUGGAUCGUGCUGGUGGCACAGGCCUUUAUAGGUUUUGGAGACGGUGCGAUAUACGUAUGCAGUUUUAUGCAUACUCUCAUGUUCCUCACCCAAACGCGGGGAUUCGACAAUGACUUCGGCACGUACGCUCUUCUAGCGGGAAUAUUCUCAUCGGCUUUAUCACUUGGUGGCUUUGCGGGACCUAUCAUCGGUGGAAUCCUUCUCGACCUCGAAAGCUACGAGUAUUCAACAGGAUGGAUUGCUUUUAUACUUGCUGUUGGGCUGCUAUUGAUUUUACUGAGCGUAAUCCGAGAUCGCAUCGCUGGUAUCGACCUCCGUGAAGAACAUCUGAAGCCGCCUGCUUCGAAGCCUUCAACUACUCAAAAAGUUGGCGUCGAAGAGGCAAAUUCUGUACCUGCAAUUGCCGGUGCGCCGCCAAAUUACGACAACGGCAGAGACUCUGGACAUGACAAUCCGGCGAUGGAGAUGACACAUCUUUAAAAAGCAUUUAGAUAGAAUGAGGAUCAGCCAAAGCCAUCGUAAGCGUUCCCUCUCCGGAACGACCUCAUUUCUAAGACUUUCAACUCACGAAAAGCUCAUAUAAAACUUCACCAAAUAUUCACUGUAUAGACUUUACCUCGUAACUCAUGUCACGUUAAUUAUUUUUCAUAAUUAGCUGAUACAAUCCCAAUAAGAUGGAACAGCUAGAACGGUAGAGCGUACAUUUCAGCGAGAUUUGCGCAACUCUGCACCCAAGAAAGGUCAAGCUAUUAAGCUGGAGUAGGCUUCAAGCACACGUGUUGGGGGUUGUUCGUCAGUGUGACCUAUACUCAUAUUUUGUUAAAGUCAGCACCGAUGCGCAGAACCUAGAAGGAUAAUGGAGCUAGCGAAGGUUAGAUUAGGCAUUAUUUGUCUGUUUGGCGGCUUAAUUCAAAGUAAGGUAGGGUACACAGGUAAGUACAGAUUCUAGAUGUUUUGUUCGAAGAAAGAACGCCAGUAAAUAUAUUAUCUGUUUGCGUGCGACUCGAUCUUGUUCUAUACUUACAGCUGCUAACACGAUGUCGGUACGGGACAGACGAUUAACCCAUUAGACACUGUUCUGUACCGCAUAAAUAACCGGUUUUAGGAGAGCAAUGACACCGUGCAAAAACGGAGCCAUCUUGACUACACAGACAAAGACCCAGAAUUUUGCAACGGCUAACAUCUUACGUUAUGCUUUAGAAGUAUACUUUAGAAAAACUCUAUGUAUGCACAACGCGAGGCUCGUUACGGUCAUACGAUUCAUAGUUGCAACUUUUUUUUAUCGAAGAGAACACAGAGGGUCAUAUUUCGGCCAAUACAUAUCUUCAACGCAAAAUCAUAUUGUUUCGCAUAUAGCUAUAUAGACAUAUUUGAGCUAGGGCUUUUGUACUACGCUUAAAUAAGGCUAGAAUCGUUCAAGCCGUGAAGAAAACACUAGAAAUUGCUCGAAUAAAAAAUGAUACACUUUAUUUCAACCAAACCCAAACAGUUCGAUAAAUCUCGACGUCUUCUCUUUAUAGUGUACGUCUGGAUAUGUUAGUCUUCUUCAAGUCUAGCUCAAAAUAGCAUUUGGCCUUUAGCUCAAGCAAGAGAUGGAUAUUGUAAAAUAAUAUGCCUUUAUCAGUCUACUGCCAACGAUAACAGUGGUGAUUGUUAUAGUUACUAUUACUUGUGUUAAUUUUUGAGUACAAAUUUUCUUCAAAUUCUAAUAAGCGAUUGCGAUUAUGAAUACUGUUUGUACGGAUUUUUCAAGUUAACCUGUCUACUUUGCAAUGCCGGAAAAAAAAAAAUGUAACGUACAAACUUCAGCCAUAUCGGUGUGCUCAUUGAAUGUAGUACAACUUUGUAAGCAAGUACCGUAUGCCGCAGUAGGGGGCAACGCAUGCUAUAAAUGCUGUCGUCGAUUUCGUCAAUUAUUUGUUUUGCAAUACAUAGCAACUUCUUUGUAGCACUCAUGAACUUUAUCCUAGCAGUAUUACCUAAUGUACUAAGAAGUAGUACCUCAGAACGCCUACGCUCAGAUAUUUUUCCGUAUACGAAAUUCUUGCCCAACCCAUUUGAGCGCCUUCACUAUAUACGAACGGGAAAAUCGAACACUGCUGUCAGUACCCAUUUUCAGCCGAUUUCAGAAACUCAGCUAUCAGUGUAUGUGUAGUUUAGAUUUAAGUAAUGCUGGACCUUGCUGCCUCAAAACGGUUGUAACCAUACUAAAGUAUCGAAGUUUAUAACAAAAAAAUUUAGAAAUUAUCCUUUGGUUGUCCAUAGCAGUUUAUACAAGAAGCUGUAGUAAUCAAUAUUCUCAAUUCUCAAUCAAUCAUCAAUUCUCCUUUUAUAUAGCUGCUUCUAGUUUUAAAAUACGUUUUAUGUAUCUUCUUCUGGAAAUCAGUAGGUACAGUUGACGUGUUGGACCUGGAACGGGGUACAUGAAUCAAGGCUAACCGAACGAAAGCUCCCGUCGAUGCUCCUUAUCUGAGCACAGUAUUCCGCUGUUACAGCUGAUAAACGAUUUGGACGAAUGCGGUUAUCAGAUACUUCCUGCAAUAGAACUUUCGGGUAUCCUCCCUCGAUAUCUUAUCCACAAAUCAGAAUUUCAUAGUGAUUGGUAGGGGCUGUGAAUAUUUCUGACACAUCACCAGUUUGUUUCUAAUCUACUAUAAAACGACAUACGUCGGCUAAACUUGAUGGUACAGGUGGAAGCAUAUUUACUUCACAGUUUUACGAUACUUGUGUAUUUUUUAAGACUGUCUUUGUUAGAAGUGUAUCCUUCGUCCACCGAUCGUCUCAAAUUUAUAUGUAUCACAAAUGGAACAAGUAUAUAGCUUGAGGUUAGCGCAUGCAGAGGUCCAGGAAGUGCAGGCCGCAUUUGUGGACCUGUGCCGCUAAUAUACGACGGGUUUUUGAAAUACUGCUAUUAUUAAUGGACCUUUUGGUUUUUGAGGGCCAGUUCUUUCUUCUAUAUACAUGAAUUUGAGCACAUUUAAAAAAAUAUAUAUUUAAUCAUAGCCGAAUAGCGAAACAGAGUAGGCGUACGAGUUCUUAUCUGUUGUUGAUUAGCUUUUGUCGGCUGAUCAUUGGAACACUGAAAAAAAAUGGCCGCAGGAAUUUUCUGUUAAAUUGCUUGCCUAUUAAUGAAUAUUUGCUUGUUUGUUUAAUAAACAGUUUUUGACUAAAAUCAGGCCGGCAGCAUAAGAUUGUCUCGCAAGUAUUAGCACCGUCGACCCGUUAUCGCUGGAACAAUGAACGCAAGUAGAGAAUCGCUAAGAUAAUCUUUAAUUUUUCUUCAUUCGCUCAGUGUAUCUGUAUAUAAUAUGAAUUUUUAUUUGUACGCUUCUUGCAAGAUCAGUAUGCAGAGCCAGCUAGAAGAGUAACUGGCAAUUUGUGCCAAUCACUAUUGUCAACCCGAGAUUUAUGUUACGGACCUUGUCACCCGAGCAGUAUUAUGAAGAUUUUUUAUAUACUUCAAUUGAUUUGAGAAGACUAACACCUGUAACGACGGGCCUGUAGUUUUACAUGCAUUGGCCAGAUAGCUGUUGGUCACAGUUGUACGCUAUCUCGAUGAUGCUGAAGUUAUAAUUUUAAUAUAGUUAG